AUGUUUUCCUUGGAAGAAGAAAACAAACUGGCAGAACAUUUGAAGUUGAUGGCGUCUGUUGGCUAUGGCUACACAAGAGCACAGGUUUUAAAUCUUGGAACCGACUAUGCCUCCCACUUAAUCAAACGGCCACACGAUUGCAACUCUCUUUCUCUACAGUGGUUUUAUGGGUUCAUGGGAAGAUGGCCAGAAUUAAUGUUGAGACGACCCAAAUCCUUGUCAGAGCUUCGAGCCUACGCUACUUCAGAGGAAGGCAUAACGAAAUACUUUGAUGAACUGGAGACAAUUCUUGAAAAGUAUGAUCUCAAAUCAUCUCCUGAAAACAUAUAUAACGUGGAUGAGAAGGGAAUUAGUAUGACUCACGCACCUCCGUAUGUUGUAGGAUCCACAGACGAGGUUGCAAUUGAAAUAUCGCCAGAAAGAUCAUCCACAGUCACUAUGAUAGGGUGUGGCAAUGCACUGGGUCAACAAAUCCCACCAUAUUUCAUUUUUCCUGGGGCUCGAAUGUGCCAAGAACUAUUAGAAGGAGCCACCAUUGGUACGAAUGGCACUGUUAGUAAGUCAGGAUGGUCCAAAUCAGACAUAUUUCAAACAUGGCUUGUAGAUCAUUUUGCGAAGUAUGCAAAAGUUGGUGGAGAUCAGAAGACAUUAUUGUUGUAUGAUGGUCACAGAUCCCAUAUUUCUCCUUAUUUGGUUGACUUUGCAGUGCGGAAUGGAAUCAUCCUGUUUGUUCUACCACCUCAUACAAGCCAUAUCCUUCAGCCGAUGGAUGUGAGGUGUUUUGGACCGUUUUCUAAAGUUUUCAGUGAUGAAUCUCGAAAAUGGCAACGUUCUCAUUCUGGAACUCUCACCUGCUACAAUGUCUGCUCUAUUGCAUGUCGAGCUUGCAUGUCGAGCUGA
Molecule: messenger RNA, 900 nt
Organism: Gigantopelta aegis
Lineage: Eukaryota; Metazoa; Mollusca; Gastropoda; Neomphalida; Peltospiridae
Exons: 1
Coding region: 1-900 (299 amino acids)
Cellular component (GO): nucleus
Molecular function (GO): DNA binding
Source: RefSeq, a predicted model, not a curated record